Messenger RNA from Melospiza melodia melodia, 3259 nucleotides. RefSeq names its product solute carrier family 45 member 3-like. Gene Ontology annotation, molecular function: sucrose:proton symporter activity. The coding region runs from base 1010 to 2743 and encodes 577 amino acids. The record is from RefSeq and is a predicted model, not a curated record. Lineage: Eukaryota; Metazoa; Chordata; Aves; Passeriformes; Passerellidae. Gene Ontology annotation, biological process: transmembrane transport. Gene Ontology annotation, cellular component: membrane. The transcript is spliced from 5 exons.
GGUUUUUUAAAAGAAAGCCAUGGCUUUAAGAUGGUUUGGGUUUUUUUCAGAAGAAAGCCAUGGCUUUGGAGAUGUUUGGGGUUUUUUUCAGAAGAAAGCCAUGGCUUUGGAGAUGUUUGGGGUUUUUUCAGAAGAAAGCCAUGGCUUUGAGAUGUCUGGCUGUCCCAGGGGAGGGAAGAGCAGCAGCAGCUGAUUCUGUCCGUGGCACGCCAGCUCUGGGAGCAGCUGUGCCACAGCCCCACAUGUGGCUCCCUUCUGCUCCCAAGUGCAGCAAACCUCAAAAAAUCCCUUUUUGGGAACUGCUCAAGGUGUUGUUCGAGGAGGAAAGGACAAACCCUGCUCCUGCUGUGGGCAUUUGGGGAAAAUGGGGCUGGAGGGUGAGAGGUGCCACUGUCACCUGCGCCAUGUGUCCCCAUGGGGCUGGGGAAGGUCCCCAAAUCCCCUCUGGGAUGGGCAGAACGUCCUAAAUGUCUGCUGAAACACCAGCAGAUCAGCAAGGGAGGGUGAUAAAUGUGAAUUUCAAGGGUUUUUUUUUAAUGGCAAAGUUCAGGUGUGAGCCCAGAGCUGGGGUUUGCUCAGGGCAGCACCCGUGAGGGUUGGCAGCAGUGUUUGCUCAGCCUCAGCGAGGGGCUGGGGCACAGGAGUGGCACGGUGACAAUGACACUGCUGUUAUCAGCACAGGGGGAGGGCCCUGGAGCCAAACAAACCUGUGCUGGUUCCACCUCUGCUGCCCUGCAAACGCUGCAGCAGCUUCUGCUGGGCUGCAGGGAGCACCUGCGGCCCCCAGCCCGUGAGCAGGAGGAGCAGCCUGCAGUGGAUCCCUGCCUGGGCUCCCCACAAGAAGAGGAAGAGGCACAGACGGUUCCUUGGCCGUUGAUAAAAUGGGAAGCAGCGUCUCGCCAGCAGCCCGGCACGGGAAGCUCCAAUCCUCGCCUGGGGGGCAUCCCUGGGGGCUCUGCAGCUGGCAGGACACAGCCCUGUGCCACUGAGGGGUCGGGCUGGGGACAGCAUGUCCUGGCAGAGCCGCAGCACCCAGCUGCUGCUGGUCAACUCGCUGACCUUCGGGCUGGAGGUGUGCCUGGCCGCUGGCAUCACCUGCGUGCCACCGCUGCUGCUGGAGGUGGGCGUGGAGGAGAAGUUCAUGACCAUGGUGCUGGGGAUAGGCCCCGUGCUCGGGCUGGUUUUCGUGCCUCUCAUCGGCUCGGCCAGCGACCACUGGCGCAGCAGCUACGGCCGCAGGAGACCUUUCAUCUGGGCGCUGUGCCUGGGCGUGCUGCUCAGCCUUUUUGUCAUCCCCCACGCCAGCAGCCUGGCCGGCCUGUGCGCCCUCAACCCGCGGCCCCUGGAGAUCGCCUUCCUCAUCGUGGGCAUCGGCCUGCUGGAUUUCUGUGGCCAGGUGUGCUUCACCCCUCUGGAGGCCCUGCUCUCGGACCUCUUCCAGGAGCCGGACAACUGCCGCCAGGCCUUCUCCAUGUACGCCUUCAUGGUCAGCCUGGGGGGCUGUAUCGGCUACCUGCUGCCCGCCAUCGACUGGGCCUUCCUGGCGCCCUACCUGGGCAGCCAGCAGAGCUGCCUCUUCGCCCUGCUGGCCCUCAUCUUCCUCGCCUGUGUGCUGGCCACGCUGUUUGUGACAGAGGAGGCCGCGCAGGGGGAUCUCCUAGACACGCCAGCGCUCAAGGACGUGUCCCCGAAGCCACCAAAGCCACCAAAGGCGUCCCUGUGGUGCUGCUGCUGCUGGCGGGCGGCGCGGGGGCCGUGCCUGCUGCAGGGCAGGCGGGUGCUGCAGGCCGGGAGGAAGCUGUGCCUGCUGCUGCCGCGGCUGCACGGCCUCUACUGCCGCAUCCCCAGGGUCAUCCGGCGGCUCUUCGUGGCCGAGCUGUGCAGCUGGAUGGCCCUGAUGACCUUCAUGCUCUUCUACACGGAUUUUGUGGGCGAGGGGCUGUACCACGGCGUGCCCAGGGCCAAGCCGGGCACGGAGGCCAGGCGGCACUACGAUGAAGGUGUGCGGAUGGGCAGCCUGGGGCUCUUCCUGCAGUGCAUCACCUCCAUCUUCUUCUCGACAAUCAUGGACAGGCUGGUGAAGCGCUUCGGCACGCGGGCCGUGUACCUGGCCAGCGUGGUGUUCUUCCCCGGGGCAGCCUGUGUCAUGUGCCUGUCCCACAGUGUCACCGUGGUCACCAUCUCCGCUGCCCUGACCGGCUUCACCUUCUCUGCCCUCCAGAUCCUGCCCUACACGCUGGCAUCCCUCUACCACCAUGACAAACAGGUUUUUCUCCAUAAAUACAAGAGGAAAGAGGAGGAAGACUCCGCUCUGCUGGACAAGAAACCCUCCUUCUCCAAGGGGCUGCUCCCCAGCCAGAAGCUGUCCUACCAGAACGGCCACGCUGGGAUCCUCUUCUCCUCUUCCUCCCCCUCCUCCUCCUCCUCCUCGCCGGCCUCCCCUCAGGCCGGGCCCAGCUCUGCGCUGUGCGUCAGCUCCUCCUGCGACGUCUCCCUGCGGAUCAUGGUGGGCGAGCCGGAGCCGGGGGCUCCCGGCCGGGGGAUCUGCCUGGACCUGGCCAUCCUGGACAGCGCCUUCCUGCUGUCCCAGGUGGUGCCCUCGCUCUUCAUGGGCUCCAUCGUGCAGCUCACCCAGUCUGUCACGGCCUACAUGGUGUCGGCCGCCGCCCUCGGCCUGGUCGCCAUCUACUUUGCUACCAAAGUUGUCUUUGACAAGGGUGACAUGGGCAGGCACUCUGUGUGACACAAACAGCUCUCUGUGUGUGUGUGUGUGUGUGUCUGUGUGUGUGUCACAGGGUGACAGGACACUGGGUGUGCCCACAGGGCCACUCGUGUGGCACUGGCUGUCCCCGGCUGGCGCUGCCAGCUCUGGGGUUCAUCUCAGGUGUAAAUAAGAGGCUCUGGGCCGUUGUGCUCAGGGCCUGAAGGGCUUUCCAGAGGUGCCUUCAGCAGAGGGAGGCACGGCACAGCAGCACCAAAGGGUCCCUGCAGGGGGGAAAGGGAAUUGGGGGUUUCCCUCUGGUGAUAACGGGUCGUGUUCCUGAGCAGGAGCAGCACUGGGAGGGGAUCAACCACUGCCUUUUCCUUUGCUUUCUCUUUUCUUUCUCUUUUCUUUCUCUUUUUUUUUCUUUUCCCCUUUCCUUUCCUUUCCUUUCCUUUCCUUUCCUUUCCUUUCCUUUCCUUUCCUUUCCUUUCCUUUCCUUUUCCUUUCCUUUCCUUUCCUUUCCUUUCCUUUCCUUUCCUUUCCUUUCCUUUCCUU